This is a messenger RNA of Anolis carolinensis (green anole), 9873 nucleotides long. Its product is annotated as zinc finger protein ZFP2. Gene Ontology annotation, cellular component: nucleus. Gene Ontology annotation, biological process: regulation of transcription by RNA polymerase II. Bases 4142 to 6880 code for a protein of 912 amino acids. Lineage: Eukaryota; Metazoa; Chordata; Lepidosauria; Squamata; Anolidae. The record is from RefSeq and is a predicted model, not a curated record. Gene Ontology annotation, molecular function: DNA-binding transcription factor activity, RNA polymerase II-specific; RNA polymerase II cis-regulatory region sequence-specific DNA binding. The transcript has 2 exons.
CUGGCUGCCGAUCGCUGGACCAAUUGAAGUUUCCAAUUGAAGAGGCAGGGAUCCCUUUGGAAUAGCCAGAUGUUUCUGUCCUGCCGCUUGACUUGAACCUGGAGGCCCAGGUGUCAGCAGUGGCCAGGAGGACCUUUGCUCAAUUAAUGCUUACACGCCAACUGCGCCCAUUCGUUGAGAAGCCAGAUCUAGCCAUGGUGGUCCACGCCAUAGUUACAUCCCUCCUGAAUGACUGUAACACGCUCUACAUGCUGCCUCUGAAGAAUGCUUGGAAGCUUCGGUUGGUCCAAAAAGGUGAAGCCAGGUUGCUAACGGGCUGGCUGCAGGGACCAGACAUCCCCCCUCCACUGGCUGCCAGUCUGUUGCUUUCAAGCCCUGGAUGGUUCAGGCCCAGGCUGUUUGUCUGACCGCAUCCCCUUGUAUGAACCUGCCCGGGCCCUGGGAUUCCCUCAGGAGAGGCCCUUCCUUCUCUCAGUCCCUCCUCCAUCACAAGCUUAAUUGGUGGGAACGAGAGAGAGAGAGAGAGAGAGAGAGAGAGCCUUCCUUCCUUCUCGGUGGCAAAUGCCCCUCAGCUCUGGAACUCCUUGCCUGGGGAAGCCAGGCCUGAACGAUAGGCUAGAUUUCACCUGCUUCUUAUAAUGGGAUUAGAAAUACUUAAGUCUUUACAGAACUACUACUGAAUGCUCGCAACCUGAGGUAGAAUACUACAUGUAAGGAUCCUCCACAGACAUGUAAGUUUCAUUUGUUGUGAAUCUUGUAUCUAUCUAUAUAUAUAAAAGAGUGAUGGCAUCAGGGCAGCGGACAAAACAACAAAACUACAGGCCCCCCAACCUCGAAAUUUGACAACACAACCCAUCAUUCACGGCUCUAGGUUGAUACAACAAAAAGAAAAGAAAAAUAAAGUCUUAAUUACAGGGAGAGGAAUAAUAGUUUUUAUCCAAUUGCUGCCAGUUUGAAGGCUAAGCUCCGCCCACUUGGUCUCCUAGCAACCUACUCAGCCCAGGGGACAGGCACAGUUAGGCCUCACUUAGGCCUCUUCCACAGAUUAUCAGAUUUUAACUGGAUUAUAUGGCAGUCCACACAGCUAUAUAACCCAUUUAUAAUCUUAUCUGCUUUGAACUGGAUUAUCUUGACUCCACACUGCCAUAUAAUCCACUUCAGUGUGCAUACUAAACAUAAAGACAACCAAACAACAGACAUUCAAUACCACCACUACCUCGACAAUUUCUCACCAACACCACCAGACAACGCCACAGCAACGCGUGGCCGGGCACAGCUAGUACUAUAUAAGAUAUUAUUGGGGUGUAUUAUACAUGUCUAUUUUCAGUAUGGUUUGUAUUAUUUUGACUGAACUUAGAGUACUAGAUAGUUCUUUUAUAUUUAUUUUUAUAAGAAGAAAUAAGACAGCAGAGCAUCAAGAUAUACAAUAGAGUCUCACUUAUCCAACAUAAACGGGCCAGCAGAAUGUUGGAUAAGUAAAUAUGUCGGAUAAUAAGGAGGGCUUAAGGAAAAGCCUAUUAAACAUCAAAUUAGGUUAUGAUUUUACAAAUUAAGCACCAAAACUUCAUGUUAUACAACAAAUUUGACAGAAAAUGUAGUUCAAUACGCAGUAAUGCUAUGUAGUAAUUACUGUAUUUACGAAUUAAGCACCUAAAUAUCAUGAUGUAUUGAAAACAUUGACUACAAAAAUGUGUUGGAUAAUCCAGAACGUUGGAUAAGCGAAUGUUGGAUAAGUGAGACUCUACUGUACUAUCUAAAGCAAACAGAGGGAACUCCGGGAUUAUCUGAAGAAGGUCACCGAAACUGGAUGCAUACCCGGGAGACCAGUCGUAUCAACCAGAUUUGGUAUCAACCCGAUUUGAUUGACCACAUUAUCUCCGGGAUCCAUAUACUGUAUAAACUCUGCAAUCCACCAAUAUACUCCUUUAACCAGGGAGUUAUCCUUCUUUGUUUCCAUUGACAUGGAACUUUGAUUUACUUUGAAUGACUGAUUUUGAAGAAGAGUGUUACAAACCUUGAGAAUGUUAUCAAGACUUUAAUAAGAUUACUUUAUGUACCAAUAAUUAUAUUUGUUGAAAUUGGACAUUGGAUUAUACGUGGUUUGUUAUAUUGAUAUUGAUACUAUACAUAAGUCUACCAUUAUUCAUUGUGUAAGCCACAGGAAUGGAGUUACGGUCAGUCAUAAUAUAUAAGUGACUAUAUCACUAUAGAAAUAUAGAACUAUAACAUAACUUACUUUAUAUAAUAGACAUCUGUGCAUAUAGCCAAUAUGUUUGAGGGCAACAAGCAGGACUCGGAGCUGGCUGUCCUCCCAGUAGACUCAAGAGCCCUCUCCAAAACUAGGAGGCAAAUUGGGCCCCACAAUCAGCAAUUAUUGUAAGGAGAAAGCCAUGGUACUUGUGAAUGUGAUCAAUAAACCCUCUGGUUAAUUAGGGGACCAUUUAUCUGGUGGCACAAGCUAUACAAUGCACUGCUUAGGAAACAACCCUAGUACUACCCAGAUGACAGUCUCAGCUCAACUGGCAGCUGAUCCUCAAUAAAACCCCUGCAAAUGGGCUUCCGGGGCCAAAGAGGGGCCUGUAGUGGAUGCAGUGAACUUGGUGGCUUCCCUCCUACCCCUUCAGCCAUAGCAUAAACAUCAUCUUUAGUUUGGGCCACAACAUUGUCUCCAUAGCAAAUGCAGACUUUUUACAAAACCAAAAUGACCUCCCUUUACAAUUUUAAUGUUUCCUCGUCCUUGUUGCCUUUCUCUGAAUCUGCUGCAGUUUGUCGAUGUCCUUUCUAAAAUGGGCUGAACUGGGCAGGAAUUGUGUCUCCCACCCCAGGUGUUGCUGGACUGCAACCCACUAUAACCCUUGUCUUUCUCUGAAGGAAGGGUUGGUGGGAGUUGGAGUACAGAAACAUCUGGAGAGCAGCCGGGUUCCCACUCGCCCUGGGGGUCCAUCCAUCCGCCUCCUCUACACCCCUUCUCUCAUGUACAGCUUCUAGGCUGAGUGUACUUCUGCAGCCUAAUGUGCCUUCAAAGUCUCCAGAUUCCUUGCUUUUGAAAAUAUCUUUUUCCUUAGCUGGACAAAAUCCACAAGACAAUGAAGAACUUUUCUCCCAAGACAGAUCACUUGGGAUUGUCUUUCCAUACAGGUGGUAACUCAACUUCUGAGUUGGGGUGUGAGGAAGUGGGAUCCAGACAGGAAAUGCUUUGCAACCUUAGCCCUAUUAUGUGCUGGCCAUAUUGUUAGAGGUCUUCCCUUACAAAGGUUGGAUUUGUCAGUAUGUAAUGUUACGUGAUCUGAAAAUUGCUUAUAGUUUAAACAAUAUGGUUUCAGUAAUGCAAGGAUUAAAACAAUAAGAGAUGUGCAGAAUGGGUAGAGUCUUACUUUUGGAAUUUCUUGUACUGACCAGUAAAGAAGGUCAGUCUGCUUUGUCCAGCAUGUUAAGAUGUGAUCAGACAUGACUAGAGACUGUGCUCUAUAUUUUGUAAAUAAAGUCAAAGUACUGCUUUUUGAUGAAGGCUGAAUUAGUGAAGUCUGGUGUUCAUUCAACUUCAUGCCUUCAAGAAGUGCCUUGCACGUUAGAAGCAGCUGAGAUAAGAACGGUGAUUUAUCUCAACUUUCGUGAUAGGAUUACACUCUUAACACAUUGCAGAGCAAACAAUCUCAUUAACAGAAUCCUGGGCCACCAUCCCCUUUAUAUCUGAGCAGGGAUUUUCCUUUGUUGGGCAAUUGGCUUUUCUGAGUUGGAGCAAUCCUUCCCCCUUCUUCCCCUGCAUUUGCUACAGCACUAGGCUAUUGUUCUUCAUGUCCAGUGAGAUCUUUCUUUUCUCUGCCCCAAUGAGAUUGUCUUCUCAUUCUUCUGGCAGGUAUCCUCUGAAUGAACCUUGGGAAGAACACUCUGCCCUUUGCCUUGGGUCUGAAAUGAAAGUACACAGCACUGAAAAAAACUGGAAAUAAACUGGAGAAAUUAUAUUUCAAGCUACAUGCCUGUGUAUUCAAGGAGGAAAGAGAGGAUUGUGCUGUAAAAAGAGGGGCUUGGUAAAGAGGAAAGAAGACUACAACAAUACAAAGACUAAGAAGAGGAAAUCUUGUGCUGUUCAAGAGAACAUAUCUGUGAACUGGGAUAAUAUUUGAAUCAUAAUUGUAAAAGAAUGGAAAGCCUCAACUCUUUGUCAAGAUCACACACAGGGGAGAAGCGACACGAUUGUAUGGACUGCGGGAAGAGUUCUCUCACUCAACAUCAACAAACUCACACAGGAGAGAAGUCACAUACAUGCGUGGAAUGUGGAAAGAGCUUCCGUAACAGAUCGAAUCUGCGUACCCAUCAAAGGACGCACACAGGGGAGAAGCCACAUAAAUGCAUGGAAUGUGCAAAGAGCUUCAGUCAGAGUUCACAUCUGCGUACCCAUCAAAGGACGCACACAGGGGAGAAGCCACAUAAAUGCAUUGAAUGUGGAAAGAGCUUCAGUCAAAGUGGAGAUCUCCAUACCCAUCAAAGGACCCACACAGGAGAGAAGCCACAUAAAUGUAUGGAAUGUGGAAAGAACUUCAGUCAGAGUGGAAAUUUGCGUUCCCAUCAAAAGACCCACACAGGGGAGAAGCCACAUAAAUGCAUAGAAUGUGGAAAGGGCUUCAGUCAGAGUGCGAGUCUGCAUUCCCAUCAAAGGAUCCAUACAGGGGAAAAGCCACAUAAAUGCAUGGAAUGUGGAAAGAACUUCAGUCACUGUAGGAGUCUGCGUUCCCAUCAAAGGACCCACACAGGAGAGAAGCCACAUACAUGCAAGGAAUGUGGAAAGAGCUUUAGUCACAGUGGACAGCUGCAUACCCAUCAAAGGAUCCAUACCGGGGAGAAGCCACAUAAAUGCAUGGAAUGUGGAAAGAGCUUCAGUCAGAGUGGAACCCUGCGUUCCCAUCAAAGGACCCACACAGGGGAGAAGCCACAUAAAUGCAUAGAAUGUGGAAAGGGCUUCAGUCAGAGUGCGAGUCUGCAUUCACAUCAAAGGAUCCAUACAAGGGAGAAGCCACAUAAAUGUAUAGAAUGUGGAAAGAACUUUAGUCACAGUGCGGGUCUGCGUAACCAUCAAAGGACCCACACAGGAGAGAAGCCACAUACAUGCAUGGAAUGUGGAAAGAGCUUCAGUCAGAGUGGACAGCUGCAUACCCAUCAAAGGAUCCACACAGGGGAGAAACCACAUAAAUGCAUGGAAUGUGGAAAGAGAUUCAGUCAGAGUGGACAUCUGCAUUCCCAUCAAAGGACCCACACAGGGGAGAAGCCACAUAAAUGCAUGCAAUGUGGAAAGAGCUUCAUUCAGAGUGGACAUCUGCGUAUCCAUCAAAGGACCCACACAGGAGAGAAGCCACAUAAGUGCAUGGAAUGUGGAAAGAGUUUCAGUCACAGUACAAGUUUUCGUAUCCAUCAAAGGAUCCAUACAGGAGAGAAGCCACAUAAAUGCAUGGAAUGCGGAAAGAGCUUCAGUAGGAGACAACAUCUGCAUAUCCAUCAAAGGACCCACACAGGAGAGAAGCCACACAACUGCUUGGAAUGUGGAAAGAGCUUCAUUCACAGUACAAGUCUGCGUAUUCAUCAAAGGACCCACACAGGAGAGAAGCCACAUAAAUGCAUGGAAUGUGGAAAGAGCUUCAGUCAGAGUGGAACCCUGCGUUCCCAUCAAAGGACCCACACAGGGGAGAAGCCACAUAAAUGCAUGGAAUGUGGAAAGUGCUUCAGUCAGAAUGAACAUCUGCGUUCCCAUCAAAGGACCCACACAGGAGAGAAGCCACAGAAAUGCAUGGAAUGUGGAAACAGCUUCAGUCAUAGUUCAAGUCUACGUACCCAUCAAAGAACCCACACAGGAAGAGAAUUACAUCAGUGUAUGGAAUGUGGGAAACAAUUUGAUUGGAAAAGUUCUCUUACUGUACAUGAACGGAUUCACACAGGGGAGAAGCCCUAUAAAUGCAUAGAAUGUGGAGAAAGCUUCAGUCAGAGUGGCAGUCUACGUUCCCAUCAAAGGACCCAUACAGGGGAGAAGCCCUAUAAAUGCAUGGAAUGUGGAGAAAGCUUCAGUAAGAGUGGCAGUCUACAUUCCCAUCAAAGGAUCCACACAGGGGAGAAGCCAUAUGAAUGUAUGGAAUGUGGAAAGAGCUUCAGUGAGAGAAGCAGUCUACGUUCCCAUCAAAGGACCCACACAGGGGAGAAGCCAUAUGAAUGCAUAGAAUGUGGAGAAAGCUUCAGUCAGAGUGGCCAUCUGCAUUCCCAUCAAAGGAAGCACACAGGGGAGAAGCCCUAUAAAUGCAUGGAAUGUGGAGAAAGCUUCAGUCAGAGUAGCAAUCUGCGUACCCAUCAAAGGAAGCACACAGGGGAGAAGCCCUAUAAAUGCAUGGAAUGUGGAGAAAUCUUCAGUCAGAGUGGCACUCUACGUUCCCAUCAAAGGAAGCACACAGGGGAGAAGCCCUAUAAAUGCAUGGAAUGUGGAGAAAUCUUCAGUGAGAAAAGCAUUCUACGUUCCCAUCAAAGGACCCACACAGGGGAGAAGCCAUAUGAAUGCAUGGAAUGUGGGAAAAGCUUCAGUCAGAGUUGCAAUCUGCGUACCCAUGAAAAGACCCACACAGGGGAGAAGCCACAUAAAUGCUUGGAAUGUGGGAAAAGCUUCAGUCAGAGUUGCAAUCUGCAUACCCAUGAAAAGACCCACACAGGGGAGAAGCCACAUAAAUGCUUGGAAUGUGGAAAGAGCUUCAGUCAGAGUGGCAAUCUACGUUCCCAUCAAAGGACCCACACAGGGGAGAAGCCACAUAAAUGGUUGGAAUGUGGAGAAAACUUCAGUCUCAGUGAUAAUGAACAUUCCCAUCAAAGAACCCACACGGGAGAAAUCACCUUAAUGCAUGGAAUAUGAAAAGUGCUUUAGAGAAAGUUCAGCAUACAUUAGACAUCACAGAACUCAUGCUCUGCUAGAGGAGAUGAGUCUUUGAGUUUCCGCGCUAUCUUUAAAAAGCAUUGGAAGGAAAGAUGAAAGCCAGCACCUUGCUCGCUCUCCUCCAGAACUGCAGUUUGUGUGGCCUUGGUUGACGGCUACUGGGAGCAGGUGUCACUCAGAGGGGCUCUUUUCUCAGGAUUGCAGCAAGCUUGGAAGGGGUUCACCUAACCUCCUCCCCAAGGAGACCCAUCGCAGGCUUCUAGGAUGAUAUGUGAAGCUUUGCUGAAAUGAGCAGCAGCUGAGAUCUCUGGAUAAAAGGGUUGUGAAAAAGAAUAGCUCUUUGGUUGCAGAUAACGUCAUAUCUUCAUACUCCUGUCUCAUGUCUUGGCUCUUCUGCAUUCAAUGGCAUCGAUUGUUUCCCAUGCAUGUGUACUGUAUGUACUCUGAUCCAUCCUGAGUCCCUUUGGGCAGAUAGGGUGUGUAAAGAAGUGUGUGUUUUGUUUUGAUUUAUGGAUGACAUGUUUGUUUGAUUUUGUUUUAGAAGGCAUGUUUGGCUAUGUUUAAAGUGGGUAAGUAUUAUAGUUAACAAUACAUGGGGGAAGGUAACCGGCUCAGCAUUCUGAGGCAGUUACCAUAGCACCAGGGAUGGAGCCAACUGCCGUUUGGAGAGAAAAGGAGGGAACGUUUUAAACCCAGGGGAGUCUGUGAUUUUUAGUCACAGGGAAGGGACUGGUUCCAAGUUAGGAAUAACCAGGGAAACUCAGGUCUCUAGUUGUGUCAAAUUAAGCAAGUUGGGUGACUUGUUUAUAUUUAUUGUAGAGUCUGAGUAGUAAGGGGAAGUAAUCCCGGUUAGAUCCAAAGUGAUCAGGUUUAGACUGCUCAAGGGAAAGGAGCAAGUAUUUUGAAAGUGUAUUCCUCAUAAGUUAUAUUUGCAACAGAUUAAGAAAGUUUAACUCUGAGAAACAAAUUGUAACCACUAAGCUCUGUACCUGAAAUAAACUUGUUAUCUUUCAACAUCCAAGCCUCUGUCACACAUAUCCUAAACUUAAGUAACGCUACCAUCUAAAGUGAAUAAAAAGAUUCCUCCUCUCCCUGUCACAUCAUCUUUACAGGGCGGAAUAUAAAUAAAGUGAUAUUAUUAUUACUGCCCCUUGGUUGAAAUUUUGGGCUCUAGCCUUGUACCUUUAACCCUUUUCUGGACUUUGUUGUAUCCUGAAUCAUUGACUCUAAAUUCUGGACUGAUGUCUAGGUUUCAUAUAUGGACUUAGACUUUGUAUCCCUGGCUUUCUGGCUUGGCUUUGGGACUCUAAAUUCGGUUUGUACUCUUGAUUUCUUGGUUGUUGUUUUAUCAACUCUGCUGAAUGAACUCCUGGCAUGUGACUGUUGGAUUGUGACCUUGGCUCUUGUUAAUUUUCACUCCUGACCUGUAUCUGCAGUACUCAACUUGUCCGCAAUAAUUGGACUCUUGACCUGCACUUGCAUUCAUUGUUCCUUCAACUGGGUUGCUCCAAUUAUAUUAUUUUUGCUCAGUGGUUUCCAACCUUUUUUUAAACUAGGGAUCACUUGACCAGGGACCACUUUGACAAGGGACCACUCUCCAAAAUUAGUACCAGAAGGGUUAUAAAUCAGUUUUUGGUCAACUUUAGAUUUGGUUUGGUUAUUUGGAGUGAUGAUUCAGAAAAUUGCAUUGGAUAGACUACAUCAGCUCUCGUUCCUGAUAUGCCAUUCAGUUAGUCGCCAUCUGCUUGCCCACAGAAAACCAUAUUUAAUAAGCCUCGGCACUAUAAGAGGGUUUCGUGAGACCAGUCGCUCUCCUUGCAACGGUGUAGUAACGGUGAGGCUGUGAACCCUAUUUUAGUUCUUGCAGUUCUUGAUGGUCCACGGACCCCAGGUUGGGAACCAGUGUUUUAGCCGGACUGAAGACUUUAAUUUUCCUAUAAGUUAAUAUGGUCUUGGCUUGUGCUUGUUUAAUAAACCUCAGACUUUAUACCGAGAGAGCCCUGGAACACGAGACCAUCAGCCUUGCUUUGUGUGUACUUAUCCCUGCGUAGAGUGAAACCCUUUCUGGAUAUGAGACUGUUUCAUCCCCACCUUUGGCAAAGGGUCCAUUAGGACACACAGCACAUCUCCCCAACCACAGGGAAUGGAAGACAAGGAAUGAUGACAAUGACUGAUGAAGAUUCAUGACUAAAUUGAUGAAGUAUAGAGUAUAGAACAGCAUUGAAAGGAAAUAAGAGUAAAUAGAGAUACAAAUCAUUUAGUGAGUGAGAAUUUUGGUGACUAGUGUUUGUUGUCAGUUAGUUUUGUUCUUAUUGUGCAGGUGUGUGUCCUUCUUCCCUUUAUAUUUGUUAAGUAGUCCUUUUAAAAAAAAGUACCAAAAUUAUUAUUUGUGUAAAAAUAUUGUUUUUAAAUACCAAAAUUGUAAUUUGUUUUUCUUUUCUUUUUUUGUCUUUCAAUAAAUAGUUUUUUUUUUAAAGAGUGUGAUACAGCAGCCUUAAAAAGCCAAUGUGAUUCUAGGCUGUACAAAUGGGAGCGUGAAGACUAGAUCCAGGUCAGUUUUAGUCGAUAGACAACUGUGCAACAAGUCAUCCCGGGUACAAUGCCUCAUUUCGGGGAUCCUUUUUCAGGUUGUGUAUAUUUGUAAUAGAUCUUUAAUAGUCUUUUGAUGUAUGAUUAUAGUCCAAACUGUGUUCUCGAAAUCUUCUUGUAGUUGACUGUGUUAAGUUGUUGUGAAUAUAUUGCUGUCUCUCUUAAUCUUAAUUACAUUUGCUUAGUCUUGCUUCAAUUCAAGGCCUUUCCGUGUUGUUAAUAUUCUAAACAUAAUAUAAUAUUACUUAUAGUAACUGUAAUUGUUGUACCUAAAUAGAUAUGUGUAAACACCCCAUAUGUUAUCCAAUUCUUUGUCUAGUAUAUACAGAAAUAUAAAGAAAUUUACAGAAAUGUACAGAAAUAAAAUUGACUUUUAUGUUGCA